UCUACAGAUGCAGGGAGGGGCACACAGGUACCCAUAAAAACCUGCCCCACCACUUGCAGUCGGGCUUUGGUCGGAGCAAUGGAGGCAGCUGCAUGCAGCCAAGACAGGCCUGGGGAAGGCUGAACCAUGGAGCGUCUCCGCUCCCCACUGGCCCUAGCACUGCUGGCGAUAACCCUGCUGCAGGGUGCUCAGGGGAGUUGGAAUCAGACAGGGUGCGGCCAGCCCAGGAUCUCCGGCCGGAUUGUGGGGGGAGGGGACGCCCCAAGGGGCCGGUGGCCGUGGCAGGUCAGCAUCCAGCACAAUGGACACCACUUUUGCGGCGGGUCCCUCAUCUCAGCCCAGUGGGUUGUGUCAGCUGCUCACUGCUUCCAAUUGGCUUUCCCCCAGUCUGCCUAUCGUGUGAACCUCGGGGAGCACCAGCUGUUCAACCCCUCCCCAAGCCGGCUUUCAUCCCCUGUGCGCCAGAUCAUCGUCCACCCCAAUUACAACAGGGGGACCCAUUCAGCCGACAUUGCCCUAGUGCAGCUCACGGAGCCAGUGCGAUACACCGAUGAAAUCCUCCCCAUCUGCUUGCCAGGCCCCUCCGACUCCUUCCCUGGCAACCACACAUGCUGGGUCACCGGUUGGGGGAGAAUAGCCUCUGAGGUCUCUCUCCCGCCCCCCAAGGCGCUGCAGGAGGUUCAGGUCCAGCUGAUCGACACUGCAGCCUGCAACACCCUCUACAACAUCAACCCAGCCCCGAACAUCGGCAGGGACCCCGUCAAACCCGAUAUGAUCUGUGCCGGCUACGCUGAAGGGCAGAGGGACUCCUGCCAGGGUGACUCUGGGGGGCCGCUGGCCUGUGACUACAAUGGGACCUGGUUCCUGAUGGGGAUUGUGAGUUGGGGGGAUGGCUGUGGCCAGUCCAAUCGUCCCAGUGUCUAUGUCCGGACAGUGGCCUACGGUGAAUGGAUAUGGGGGCACGUGGUCUCCGGGGGCCAAGCCACCACCAUGGAGAACAGCACCUCUGGAAUAAAUGGUGCCAGACCCUCAUUCAGCACCUACACACUUCUCUUCACUACUCUCUUGAUGUCACUGUGACCCCCCUUCCAUUGGGAUGCCCCCCCAUCCCUCCCUCCUCCAUUCACCCAGCAGUGAAACCCUCCACUGUCUUGGGGCAGUGUGAGAUGGAGAUGGGAGAGGAUCUGAGACCUAUCAGCAAUGCCUGAGUCUGCAGAGAGCCUGACCCAAUUGCAGUGAGAAGGGAGAGCUGCCCUGAGUGUGACUGAGAGCAACACUGCCUGAGUCUGCAGAGAGCCUGAGCUGACUGCUUGGAGAGGAGGGGCACUGCUCCAAGCACCUCUAUGGGGCAGCGCUUGGACAUGCAGAACAAG
Messenger RNA from Trachemys scripta elegans, 1373 nucleotides. Its product is annotated as serine protease 27-like. Gene Ontology annotation, molecular function: serine-type endopeptidase activity. Gene Ontology annotation, biological process: proteolysis. NCBI's taxonomy places the organism in Eukaryota, Metazoa, Chordata, Testudines, Emydidae. The transcript has 6 exons. The record is from RefSeq and is a predicted model, not a curated record. Bases 127 to 1080 code for a protein of 317 amino acids.